GAAAUAUUUAUACUCUGUUAGGAAUGCAAGUAAGAAGGAAAAGAGGAAGAAUACGUAUGGCUGCAGAAGGGACCCAACAGCUAUUUGAUAUUUGCAAAAAACUAGUAAAAGACGAGGUCGACUUGAGUUCUUGGCAAAGCAAAAUUAAAGAAGAACUUGAAGAGGAAUACAUUGAUAAUGAUGUCGAGAACUUGGAAAUUGGAGAAACUGUACAACUCAAAAAUGUCGAUACCCAUUAUCAACAGUAUGAAAAGUUCAAUAAGGGCAUUCUGACAAUCGGUUGUGUGGGUCAGCCGAAUGUGGGAAAAUCGUCAUUGAUGAAUGCUGUGAUGGGCAGAAAAGUGGUUAGUGUUUCAAAGACACCAGGCCACACCAAACAUUUUCAGACGAUUUUUCUCACUCCCAACGUUAGAUUGUGCGAUUGUCCUGGUUUAGUGUUCCCUUCUAAAGUUCCAAGACCACUCCAGGUGCUGAUGGGUAGCUAUCCAAUCGCCCAGCUGAGACAGCCUUAUAUAACAAUUAAAUACCUGGCCGAAAGGUUGGAUUUGGUGUCUAUGUUGAGGAUUGAACAUCCUUAUCAAGAAGAUACUUGGUCUGCAAUGGACAUUUGUGACGGCUGGGCAAAAAAAAGAGGUUACCUAACUGCAAAAACGGCACAUUUUGAUUCUUACAGGGCAGCAAACAGUUUGUUGAGAAUGGCUUUAGAUGGAAAGAUUUGUUUGUGUUUGAGACCACCAUCAUAUACUGAGAAUAAAGAGUAUUGGAUCUCACACCCUGAAGUGAAAACUGUGAAAUGGAUUCAAGCUCGAUCACCAGAAGAUGAAGUCACUGAAAAAUUUGUCCCUUACGAGAGUGACACAUCAGAUUGCGAAAAUAUUGUGGGUGAUGAUAAAGUAGUAGGACAGGACUCGGACAAUGAAGAUGAAGAGGACAGUGAAUGCAGUGAAGAUAGUGGGGAUGAUGAAGGAAAUUUCAUCGGGACAAACAAAUUCGCACCACUAGGUCCAGAUGAGUAAUAUCAACUACUGAAUCAUUAUGAAUUUUCCAAUAAAUUAUUAUUCACUGUA
Molecule: messenger RNA, 1067 nt
Organism: Leptinotarsa decemlineata (Colorado potato beetle)
Lineage: Eukaryota; Metazoa; Arthropoda; Insecta; Coleoptera; Chrysomelidae
Gene: Ns4
Product: Nucleostemin 4
Molecular function (GO): GTPase activity; GTP binding
Source: RefSeq, a predicted model, not a curated record